Molecule: messenger RNA, 1704 nt
Organism: Benincasa hispida (wax gourd)
Lineage: Eukaryota; Viridiplantae; Streptophyta; Magnoliopsida; Cucurbitales; Cucurbitaceae
Product: serine carboxypeptidase-like 45
Biological process (GO): proteolysis
Cellular component (GO): vacuole
Molecular function (GO): serine-type carboxypeptidase activity
Source: RefSeq, a predicted model, not a curated record
AAAGAGAUGAGAAUGAUCAAUUGGCAAAUCUAAGAGGGAAAAAAAAAAAAAAGAAAAGAAAGAAAAGAAAAUGGAUGAGAAGAAGCUUAAUGUAGUGAGUUUGGUUUUAAUUCAUAUGGUAAUAGUAUUAUUGUCAAGGGUAGUAGUGGGCUUUCCCUUAGAAGAUGAAAUCAGUAGCUUGCCAAGCCAACCAAGUGAUACUAAUGCCAAUUUCAAGCAAUUUGGUGGGUAUGUUACCAUUGAUGAGAAACAGGGGAGGGCUCUGUUUUAUUACUUUGUUGAAGCACAAACCCAGCCUGCUUCUAAGCCUCUUGUCUUGUGGCUAAAUGGAGGUCCUGGGUGUUCUUCUAUUGGAGCUGGAGCUUUCAUAGAACAUGGACCCUUUAAAAUUAAUGGAGAAAUUCUGGUGAAGAAUGACUACAGUUGGAACAUAGAAGCAAACAUGUUAUACGUGGAGUCACCAGCAGGUGUUGGAUUCUCGUAUUCUGCUAAUAAAUCAUUCUACUCCAAAAUUAACGAUGAAAUUACAGCACGAGACAAUCUGCUAUUUCUUCAGCAUUGGUUCGACAAAUUUCCAGAGUACAAGAACAGAGAUUUUUACAUUACAGGAGAGAGUUAUGGAGGGCACUAUGUUCCACAACUGGCUCACCUCAUUCUUAAGUCCAAAGCGAAUAUCAACCUAAAAGGAAUAGCAAUAGGAAAUCCUCUUCUAGAAAUGGUGAAUGACUUCAACGCAAGAGAUGGAUAUCUGUGGUCACACGGCGUCGUAUCAGACUCUGCUUAUAAGCUGCUGAGUUCAAUGUGCAACACUUCGCGGUUUUUUCAAGAGGCAUUGCAAGGCUUUAUUUCUCCAGAUUGUACCUUCGUUCUUUCCGAGGUUGCCGAACAAUUAUCUAACUUCAUAGAUGAUUACAAUGUUAUCGGUGACGUUUGUUCCCUCACCGCCAAAUCACAGCCUGCUAUUCUCCUUCAUCCACUCUCCUCUUUCUUCUACUCCACUAUCAAAUCCGCUUCUCUACGACACCUUCUAAGUCACCAUCAGGAAAAAAAUGGCAUUGAUAGAGAUAUUUGUUCACAAGAAAAUGUAGCAAAAUAUUUAAACAGAAAGGAUGUGCAGAAAGCUCUCCACGCCAAACUCGUCGGAGUUAAUCAAUGGACUCUGUGCGUCAACAAUACAUAUUGGCAUUAUGAUAUGAAGAAUGUGCUUAUACCAACGAUUGGUGUCGUAGGCUCACUCGUCAAGUCUCAAAUUCGGGUCUUGGUUUACAGUGGCGAUCAAGAUUCAGUCAUCCCAUUUACUGGAACUAGAACAUUGGUAAAUUCGUUAGCAAAGUCAUUGGAUCUAAAUACAACUAUGCCUUAUAAAGUUUGGCUUGUGGAUAAUCAGGUUGGUGGAUGGAGUGAAGUGUAUGGCAAGUUUCUAUCAUUUGCAAGCAUAAGAGGUGCUUCUCACUUGGCUCCAGAAACUCAACCCAAGAGAUCUUUGGUGCUUUUCAAAGCAUUUUUAGAUGGAAUUCCACUUCAACAAAUUUAACCCUUUUUUUCCUUUUCUUUUCUAUUUCUGGGAUAAUAUUCAUACAAAAUAUAUCAUCUUAAUUAAAUAAAUAAAAUUACAUCAGGGAAGCCAACAACAUAGACUUGGUUACACUUUAUGGAUCCAAAAUUUUAUGUUUGGAAGUUAUAAAAUUGGAUACUUUUGAUACA